Meyerozyma guilliermondii ATCC 6260 is the source of this 1116-nucleotide messenger RNA. RefSeq lists its product as uncharacterized. Bases 1 to 1116 code for a protein of 371 amino acids. Gene Ontology annotation, cellular component: eukaryotic translation initiation factor 3 complex, eIF3m. NCBI's taxonomy places the organism in Eukaryota, Fungi, Ascomycota, Pichiomycetes, Serinales, Debaryomycetaceae. The record is from RefSeq and is a predicted model, not a curated record. The transcript has a single exon. Gene Ontology annotation, biological process: translational initiation. Gene Ontology annotation, molecular function: metallopeptidase activity; translation initiation factor activity; translation initiation factor binding.
AUGUUACAAAGUCAUCGUGGUACGUUGCUGUAUCAGCCCUUGUUCCAUAAUUUGCACCCAGUUUUCGAUGACAUAAGCCGCGGUGUAGGCUGCGAUUCUCAACGCAAAAAAUUCUCAUAUUUCUUCAUCAUGGCCGACACUCCCUCCAUGCAUUUGGUGCGUCCCACCGUGGCUGCCCUCGCGGCGCUGCUGGCUUCUGGCCCAUGCAAGAUCAAAGUGCACAAUGUAGCGCUCUUCAAAAUUUUGGAAAUCGUUGCCAAACAAGUUCAUCCUGACCAUAAAAGAGUGAUUGGAACAAUGUUAGGAUACCGAUCCGAAGACGGAACCGAGUUUGAAAUUCGCGAUGCUUUCAUGGUUCCAUGUACCGAGACCGGAGAGUCGCUUGCUAUUGACGACCAAGCACACAAGACGUUUUACAAGUUGUAUAAAAAGGCUCAUCCUAAGGAAUACGUGUUGGGAUGGUUUGGAAGUGGAAAACAAAUCGAUACCACCACAGGUUUGAUCCACGAUUUCUACAGCAAGGGUGCCGACAGCGCAGCUCCAUAUCCUGCUAUUCACUUGAAUGUGGAUUUUGUAGACGAUGACCAGAAUGUCACCGCCCCAAGUAUCUCGACAUAUAUUGGAGCCGCCAUUGGCAGACCUGCGUCCGGCAAAAUUGGCUGGAAAACUUCAUCGUCGCUGAACAACUCGUACAUAUUCACGCCAAUUCCUCACGAAAUAAUAACUGGCAGUGUCACCGAAAAAUUGGCCCUCAAUGGGUUGUGCGAAGCGGUUCAAAUUGGCACCGAGUCCGGUGCCUCGUCCGUGUCUGGUGCUGCCGCCAGCGACUUGUCGUACUUGUCGUCGCAACUCAACGCCGUAAGUGCCACCAUUACCAAACUUCUCCACCACAUUGAGUCCCCCUCCACCUCCGAUGCCGACGUCGAUUUGUUGCGUCUUUUGAGCAACAAUCUCUUGACCAAACCCCAUUUUCUCACCGAUGUUUCCGAGUUGAAACUGCACUUCAUGGCCCACAACCAGGACGUAAUCAUGAUCGAAUACUUGACCAAGGUGGUAAAGGAGCAAAUAGAAUUGAGUGCUCGGUUGACAGCCGGUGCUGAAUCGAAGUACGCAUAG